Molecule: messenger RNA, 1056 nt
Organism: Strongylocentrotus purpuratus (purple sea urchin)
Lineage: Eukaryota; Metazoa; Echinodermata; Echinoidea; Camarodonta; Strongylocentrotidae
Exons: 2
Coding region: 555-983 (142 amino acids)
Source: RefSeq, a predicted model, not a curated record
CAAUGCUUGUUAUGAGGAAGCUAGUAUAACGGUAUUAUGUUCAUAGUUUAUUCCAUCAAGAAAUGAUUUCUUUUGCGUUUUCAAGUUGGAGGAUCGACAUAACUAUUUGAGAAGGCUCUCAGGUCUGACAUUGAAUAGAUGAGAAGACGUACCCCACCCUCUGCUUCCACGCCCUCAACAUGACUCCAUCACAUGAAGCAGCCCAAGUCGCUAUAAAGUGUUGAGGACUUCGAACAGGGUUACGACCAUGCGUAUGACGGAGAUCGUCCGGUCCUUCUUUAUCCUCAUCAUCUCGUCGAUGACCGUGACGGUUCUCUGUCAGUUCUACCUCCUAUUUCAGAAGAACUACCACGCCACCAGCUUCGGCAGUAGUAGGCAACUCAAAGGGGUGGAGCAGGAUGGCAAGGUCCAAGAGGGGGUACCACUCGAGCGGUUAUAUGAACUAAAGAAAAAUGGCAUUUCUGCGCUUGCUUCGCAUCAAUGGCAGCCGCGAGACGAGGCCCUUGACAGUUGGAAACAUGGCGUUGUCGAGUUAAAUGUUCAGGAUGUGAAUAAUGCCAGUGAGGGUUAAUAACAAUGAGUAUGCCUCCAAGAGGCUAAUGAGAAAUUCCUCAAUACUUCUCCCAGGAGAGAUAGACGAGAUCGCGAGGGAGUUUUACGCCAAGCUUGCUGAGAAACUGGAGAAAAAAGAAAAGGUCAUCUCAGUUUUACCCACGAUGUCGAAGGCACAACGAAUCAACAUCUACGAAGAAGCCUACAAGAAGUACAACAUCUCGUCCAAGAAGGGCACGGUCGUUGCCAAGAACAAGCGAGGAGAAACCAAGGUCUUGGUUACCAAGCCACAUGUGUUACCGACCGAUGAAACAUAUCUGGGACCUAUGCUUGAUUUUGCUAAGGAAUUCAAAGAAACAGACGAAUCCAGAGAACUAGGCGUGGAUACGAACAGAUGGUACGACCAGAUCGACCGCAUCGAGAAAAGUUGAAGAGGGCUAAGAUGAUAAAAACACCUGGAAUGUUAAAUUCAACAGUUUGGAAGUCGUAUAUAGAUUUACACGA